UCAGAGCAGGAUCGCCAUCUGAUGUACCCAAUCUGAGAGUCGCGAUAGCGGUACGUAGUCCUGGAUUCGGAAAACCUCAACCUCUCGAGCGCGAAAUACAUCUUGCCCUUCAAAAAGGGCGUACCCCGCCACCCUUGCUCCCCGAUAACCUUUCGGGAGAGCGCUGAGGAGGAUGUUGUGAUAGCAGCUCCUCAGUUUCCCAUCGCCGUAACCCAGUUUUUGAGAAAUCAAGCCCCCUGGGCCGUCGGAGCUACCAAAGAUCAAGCUCCCGCGGUCAGACACUUGCAUGCUCUGGCCGGACAAGGCAAUUUGCGUCGCUUUGUCGAAGUGGUGGUGGGAUAGAGAGAAAAGCCGUAGACCGCAGGCGAAAUUCGAGGCUUCGUACGCACCGAAAGGGCCGACGUCCGGAGCCUCAGGAUAGAUAAGAAACACCAGGUUGCUCCGCAUUUGCAAAUGGGGCAAGAAGGCGCUAAGCUGCUCUCCAUCAGACGCCCUGACGUAAGAGCGCGAAAGCACACAAAGUGCACGCAGCGUCUUCUGCUGUGAGCACACGCACAUACCUGUGCAGCAGCGUGAAGGUGCACUCGCGGUCCGACGGCACAAUCAGCGAUUUGAGUGCAGCAAAGUGCAAUGCACUCAUCCUGCUGCCAGCAGGCACCUGUAGACAGCACGAGACAGACAGACGGACAUCAGGGAUCGUCACGUGCUGUGGGAGUCUCACGUACAUCGUGAGUGGGCUCGGGCACCACAUCAACGGCCACGCUGUGACUCGCUACACUGUCAUCGUCACUCUGACGACAGUGCAGAACGAAAGGAAUGAAAGAGACGUGUAGGGUCUGAUGCUCUGGUGGUUACUGACCCCUUCGGAUUGGUGGUCUGAAUCGGUCGCCAGGUCCUCCGUGAGAGUGAGUUCAGCCAUGGAUCGACCGAGGUCCUCAAUCUGAGAGAAACCAUUGAACAAAUGGUUGGACAAUUACUUGCAUCUGUCUCCCUUACCAU
Vitrella brassicaformis is the source of this 999-nucleotide messenger RNA. Lineage: Eukaryota; Vitrellaceae. The record is from the annotation of a GenBank genome assembly.